CAUAAACAUGGCAGAUCGCGCGGCCAAACGGAUGCGACGCAUAAGCACCGAAUAUGACGAAUCCGAGGGCGACGGAUGGGAUGCGAGAGGAAACAGCACCAGGUAUGUGGCUGACAAGGCGAGCGAAUGACUUGCACCCAUCGCCAAGGGCAGCGCGUCGAGUACAUCAUCCCCAAAGAGCAACUGCGACCCAAGAAGGCCCUCUCUGCACCACCACCUCUGUGCCACCCGCUUGCACAUCCCUGCGCGACGUCAGCGGUACGGAGAUACGAACGGGCUAUCUGACGCCGUCGCAAUCCUUCCUAUCUGCCUUCUCCCGCUUUUGCCGGUCCUGCUCUGUUCUCCCCAUACGCCGCUACAAUCAUGCCUCGCCUACGGUCGCGCGCACCUCCAGCUCCUCUAACACCCUCCAGUGCCACUCCUACCGCCUCCUCGACCCGUCCACGCCGCGGGACUGCGAACCAGUCGCCUGCUGCUGCCGUCAUACAGCGCUCCUCGCCCGAAGAGACGCGCCAGUCGAUACACCUCACCGUCAAGUCAUCCCCCAACAAGAUCAGACAGGCCACCGGCGGGGCUGUGCCAAAGGCAGGCGUCAGCAGGAAUAACAUAGUCGCGGGCAAACGCGCUUCACGGAGUAGUCGUGUAGUGCAGGAAAUCGACAGCGACGACUCGGACGAAGACGACGACGACGACGCCGAGGAGGUCGAUGCCAUGGAUGUGGACGACGACUCGGACGAGAACGAGGUAGACGCUGAAGGCGACGAGGAUGAGGACAUGGACGCCGAAGGGGACGAAGACGACGAUAUGGAGGACACACCAGCGCCCCGAAUCACCGUAAACGCGAACAGAGGAAUCCCCGUCCAACCAGCGCCAGCGAUAAAACUCACAAAAGCACAAGACAAAGUCGAGGCCAAGGAAAUGGCCAUGGACGACGACGAUGACGACGACCUCAGCGAUCCCGACUCCGACCUCGACGAGGAAGACGCAGAAGGCGAAGACGAGGAUGCCGAGGGCGAGGAAGACGACGACAUGGGCGUCACACCUACUGGGGAUAUGGACGAGGACAUGGACAGCGACGAAGAUGCCAGCCGCGACCAGACCCCUGAUGUCACCAAGAUGACGAAGCGACAACGCGCUCUCAUCAACGAAGAAGGCGAUGGCGCACUCCUGGCACUCUCCAACGAGGCACAGAAGAAGAAGCACCUCACAGCUGAAGAACACGCCAUGCGAAGGGCUGAGAUGGCAAGGCGAAGGAAGAAUCUCAGCGAGAAGAGGAAUGAAGAAGAAAAGCUCGACACUAUCAACCGUCUCCUCAAGAAACAGCCUCCAAAACGUGGCCGCAAAUCUAUGAUGAAUGUGGACGAAGACGGAGAAGAGAUAGAACACGAGCCUGAGCGCGCAAACCCGCUCUUCACACGCUACAUCCAGAAUGCCAAGGGAACUCAGCUCGCUGUUCCUGACGAGUGGCUUCAGGCUCCCGUUGGCAGUAUAUUCGCAGGGGACAUCCAGAAGGGGACUCAGAAGCCAUUCAGUGGAAGGAUGGUUGAGGAGGUAGCUUAAUGGCAGUCUGAGGACAACGUCGAUAAAGAGAAACAGAAGGUGUACAUUUAGCGGUGCAUAUUAUGGAGUUGUGUUAUUGCUGAGCUUCUAGAACACGUCAUAAUCAUGAUACAAUUAUUCCUGUC
This is a messenger RNA of Alternaria alternata, 1685 nucleotides long. RefSeq lists its product as hypothetical. Gene Ontology annotation, biological process: chromatin remodeling. The transcript has 2 exons. Lineage: Eukaryota; Fungi; Ascomycota; Dothideomycetes; Pleosporales; Pleosporaceae. Gene Ontology annotation, cellular component: Ino80 complex. The record is from RefSeq and is a predicted model, not a curated record. Bases 364 to 1560 code for a protein of 398 amino acids.